GGAGAGGGGGGAGCGCGGCGCCCCCGCCGGCCGUGUCGGGAGGAGUUGUUACAGUCGGCCCUCGUUUCUCCCGUCCGCUUCCUGUGGCAGUGGAGAGAGGGGCCGCCCUCCCCCGUCAGCCGCGGCGGGCGGAGCGGCCGGAGCAGCAUGAGCGGCGGCGGCAGCGGCAGCCGAAGCACAGCGGCGUGGGCACGGUGGGCGACGCGGCUGCUGGCGGCCCUGGGCUCUGUCUUGGCCGCGGAAGCCCAGCUCACAGGUGUCCUAGAUGAUUGCUUAUGUGACAUAGAAAGCAUUGAUGACUUCAAUACUUUCAAGAUCUUCCCCAAAAUACAGAAACUACAAGAACGUGAUUACUUCAGAUAUUACAAGGUGAAUCUAAAGAGACCAUGCCCGUUCUGGGCUGAUGAUGGCCAUUGUUCUAUCAAAGAUUGUCAUGUAGAGCCUUGUCCUGAGAGCAAAAUACCUGUUGGAAUUAAAGCUGGGAGCUCUAAUAAAUAUUCAAAAGCUGCAAAUAAUUCCAAAGAAUUGGAAGACUGUGAGCAAGCUAACAAACUGGGAGCAGUUAACAGUACCUUAAGUAACCAAAGUAAGGAGGCUUUCAUUGACUGGGCAAGAUAUGAUGAUUCACAGGAUCACUUUUGUGAACUUGAUGAUGAGAGAUCUCCAGAUGCGCAGUAUGUGGAUUUACUGCUGAAUCCAGAGCGUUACACAGGAUACAAAGGGCCCUCUGCUUGGAGAGUGUGGAACAGCAUCUAUGAAGAAAACUGUUUCAAGCCUCGAUCUGUCUAUCGUCCUUUAAAUCCACUGGCACCUAGUAGGGGAGGAGAUGAUGGAGAAUCUUUCUACACAUGGCUAGAAGGUCUUUGCCUUGAGAAAAGAGUGUUUUAUAAACUUAUUUCUGGACUUCAUGCUAGCAUCAAUUUACACCUGUGUGCCAAUUAUCUUCUUGAAGAAACCUGGGGGAAACCUCGCUGGGGACCAAACGUGAAAGAGUUCACUCGCCGUUUUGACCCCAUUGAAACAAAGGGAGAAGGACCAAGAAGGCUGAAAAACUUGUAUUUCCUGUAUUUGAUAGAGCUGCGGGCUUUGUCAAAGGUUGCACCAUACUUUGAGCGUUCUGUUGUUGACCUUUACACUGGAAACGGCCAUGAGGAUGCUGAAUCUAAAGCUCUCUUACUAGAAAUCUUCAGGGAUACAAAGUCCUUCCAUAUGCACUUUGAUGAAAAGUCCAUGUUUGCUGGAGAUAAAAAAGGAGCCAAGUCAUUGAAGGAAGAAUUCAGAUUGCAUUUCAAAAACAUAUCCCGCAUAAUGGAUUGUGUUGGAUGUGAUAAAUGCAGGCUGUGGGGCAAACUGCAGACUCAAGGCUUAGGAACUGCUCUGAAGAUCUUGUUUUCUGAGAAAGAAAUACAGAACCUUCCUGAGAAUAGCCCGUCGAAAGGCUUUCAACUAACACGUCAAGAAAUAGUUGCUCUUGUAAACGCCUUUGGAAGGCUUUCCACAAGUAUAAAAGAGCUGCAGAAUUUUAAAGUUUUACUACAGCAGACAAGGUAAUGAAGGCCUUUGCGCAGCCUCUUAGUGAAGACCAUUUACAUGACUGCAUUGAGCAGAAGGAACUGAUCCUUACAGGACUCCCAUGAACUGAUAAAAAGUAAAAUCAAAUACCAACUUGAAUAUUUAUGUUUAAACUAGGAAUGGUUAUUAAUUAGAAGAGAUAUUUAUGAAUGAAGUAUAGUUUUUAAAUGUGUAAAUUAUGCUGAUCUGUUUUAAGUUCUCUGCUCAGUUCUAUUGUACUGAUACACCGUAAGUUUCCUUCAUCUUCUUGUCUUUCUGAGAAAGUUGUUUUAUACGAAAACAUAUGUACCUCAGUCCUGACUUGGCUUGUCCUGCAAGAGAUGGUUCACCCCUCACCUCACCCAAGUGCUGAGCAUCAGUAUGUUCUGAGGACCGGGUAUGCUGAUUCUAGCUGUCUAGAAGUAAACCAGAAAAGGAAAUAAGCUCUUGCUGAGUCCUGACUUCUUACUGUAAUAUGAAACUUAAUUUUACCGAGCAGAAAACUUUACUUUGUACCAAGCUCCUUUACAUCAUGCUGAUAUCAAAGUUUUUUUUCCCUUACAUGCUGCUUUUCAGAAGUUCUUACUUUCUUUGAAAUAACCACCUUCUCUCUGACACAGUACAGUUGUGACUCAUCUGCAGCCCCUUGACAACCUCGUUUACUUCAGGGGUCAGGGCUGGGGACUGGGGAGAAGAUGGUUAGUGGAGCAUUCCUAGCUGGGAAGUUUUUCAGUCAAGUCUGUGUCUAGCCCAUUUUGUUUUCUGGUUUGUAAUCACAGGUUCAGUUUCCAGAAGUUGUCCUUUUAACGUCUAAGAUACUGAAACAGCACAUUUUGCUCUCUGAGCACUGAAAAUAGAUUUGCUCGUAAUGGGUUAUAUUUUAAUGGUGUUAGAAGAUCAAAAAGGAGGAACUUGGUUUUUAUAGUCACUUUAAGAAAAAAAAAUGCUUUUUAGAAUUCGUAAUCACACUGACAGUUAAUACUGCAUAUUGUAUCUAUGCAAUCCCUAACUGUACCUUCUUUAAAAGGAUAUUCAGCAAAGUAAAACGGGUAUGUUAAUAAUGUAAGUUUCAUAAAAUAAGAAAUUACUUGUGUAUCAUUGUCCACAAAUGUCAAUGGUAAUUUAUCAUUGUCCAAAACAGAAGUCAGAACAGCACUACUGACUAUUAGCAAUCAAAUGUGGUUUAAAUUUAAAAUGAUUUUUUUUUUAAAAAACAUUGUGUUAGAGGGUGAAGUUAGGAGUUCUGAAUGUAGGAAGUGCUGGUACAGUGUAGAUACAUCUCUUCUGUUCUUUCUUAAAAAAAGAAAAACUAAUCUUCUUGAAACAAAGUGCUCUUAAACGUUUUUCACCCUACUGGAUGCUUAGUGACCUGUUGAUAAAACUUAUUGUAGUGGUACUGGCUUCUGUGAUGUGGUCCUUUAGAGAGGAAAUAUUCCUGAAAGCUGGAAUAUGCUCCAUCCUUUGUUUCCAGACUAGACUCUAACUUGUACCAUCUGGAAAUGAGACUCUCCUGCUGACAUUCCUUGUUAGGAAAGUAUUGUUUCCUGAGAAACAAAAACCCUCUUGAGUCAAAGUGGGAUAAGCUAAGUGAAAAAAUAAAAAAUAAAAAUUAAAAAAAAAAAUUAAAAAAAGCUGGUGAUAGUUGCACAAAUUGACAGUUGGUUUCCUGUCCUUAUUUCCUGUUUAAGCCAGUAAAUAAAUUAAUGUGGUGUUAGAGAAAGUUAAUGCCUCUCUGACUUGUGGGCACCUGCCUGAGCAAGUCAUCACGGGCUCCCUUUCUAGUUAAUAGAGGAGAGCAGGUGGUGUCGAGGCAGACUCACCUGGCCUUUUCCAAGGUUGGUUUGACAUACUCUAGGAUUUGGUAGCUUGCACCCCAGAGUUUGCUUUCUCCAUUAACUUGAAAAUUUAAAUGACCAGCUCAAAUGUGUACAGCUGUGUUUGAUCAAAUAAGUUUUAUGCUGAGUAUUGAAGUCUUCUGGGUUAUUGUGUAUGUUGUUUUUUUCAGUUAGUCAUUAAUUCCUCCCCUUUUGGAUUGACCAGCAAGGGCUAGAAACCUGCAGGCUCACUCAAGUGAGAAGUCUUGUAUAGCUAAGAUUAAACUGCAAUUAUAUAUUGCAGUGCCUAAAGCUUUAGGCAGGAUUUUCUGAUGGAAAAACAAAUUGUGUUACCCUAGAAUUGUUUCUUCCUUUUUCCCCCUAUUUUGCUUUUUGGGGAAAGUGAAUUGCUUCCAACCUUCUAGGGAUUCAACUUCUUGUUUUUGUUCUUCCAUCUGUGCCUGGCAAAAAUCUGUGGACAUUGAAGCAGCACCAUAGCCUAGCAUCAUUUAAUUCCUUAUGGGACAGGUGAGAGAUUCAGGCGUACAGAUCUUGCAUACCUGCUCCUUAAUACCUUCAUUGGCACAGUCCAAGCAGGGUCCUUAGGAGAAGGACACAUGUCUCUUUUUCCUUUCGUGUCAUGAAAACAUGAGUGCAGCUGAGCAUGGUAAUUCUGUGUUUAGGGAGGUUCUGUUGCAUUUGAAGAUAUAAUGCAGUUGAAACUGUUCCUGUCAUCUACUUUUCUUUUUUACUGUAUUUGAUGUCAAGUCUUUGACUGUGCUGCCUAUGAGGUUCUGCUCUGGGAGUUGGAUGACAAAGUUCUUUAUAUGUAAACUUAAAUUUUAGAAAUUUACAGAUGUUUUUAUACAAAAAAAAGGUUAGAUACACUGUCUGUGAGCUGUAAACCAUUUUAAAUUCCAGCUCCUUAUUGGAGAUCAGCUUGUCAACAUUGUCUGCCAUUCAUUUCAGCUUACAAUUACAUCUCCCUGUACAAAUGACAAAAUGAUUGUAAUCACGUAGGUAGCAAGAAGACAAAGUCACGAAGACGUAAGCGAAAUGUUAAAAGACUUGAUGCAAACAGCAUAGCUAAAAUGUUUGUUGCUGAACAAACUUGCUCCUAAGUGCCAGAGGAAAAAGGUGAGAAUACAGAGUUUAAGAAGUAAAACAUACAGACUUAAGCUGGAAUAAAAUGUGUUCUCCUACUUCAACUGGUGAUUUGUGUUAUGUCAUUGUGUAUGCAUGAAAUACACUGUGCCACACUUUGAGUUGUGUUUUGAUGAUCGGGUCUUUAUCUGACCUUGCUUUGUGCUUUUCUGGGAAAUGAUCUGUAUUAUGUUGUAAAUAAUCUAGAUGCUUAUGUUUAUAAACUAGCAAUCAGCAGCUCAUCACUUUACAAUCUCUCCAUUUAUCUAGCCUAUUAAAAUAUAAUAUUUAUUGAAAUCAAUGUUAAAACUGCUUACUGAGAUCUGAACACUUCUGAAUCUUUGCUACGUUUGAAUCUAUGAGAUACAAAUUAAAGUAUUUUCUGCUAUAA
Gallus gallus (chicken) is the source of this 4899-nucleotide messenger RNA. RefSeq names its product endoplasmic reticulum oxidoreductase 1 beta (gene ERO1B). The transcript is spliced from 16 exons. Gene Ontology annotation, cellular component: endoplasmic reticulum membrane; endoplasmic reticulum. Gene Ontology annotation, molecular function: thiol oxidase activity; FAD binding; protein-disulfide reductase activity. NCBI's taxonomy places the organism in Eukaryota, Metazoa, Chordata, Aves, Galliformes, Phasianidae. The record is from RefSeq and is a predicted model, not a curated record. Gene Ontology annotation, biological process: protein folding in endoplasmic reticulum. Bases 148 to 1551 code for a protein of 467 amino acids.